AUGUCAGCAGCGACUCGCAAGUCUGGUGGUGCCGGUAGCCCCAGCAAAUCAUCGACCGCAGAUCCGCCUUCGACCAACGGAACCGCCACUCGAGGUCAUGCCCGCUCGCCCAGUGCAGCAAACACCACCGGUCUCAGUCGCUCUCCUUCUCUCCGGAGCUCUACACCUGUCUCUGCGCGCGCUGCCGCCCGAAAGCCUGGUCGAUCCAACUUGAGCAUGUCCAACGUCCCGCGGGUCAGUAACGACCCCUCCGAGGAGGAAGCCCGCGCCCAGAAUGCUGCUCUCAUCGAGGAGCUGCGGGCACAACUGCAGAAGGCCGAGGUGGCCUCGGAGCAAUACCUGAAACAGCUCGGAGUCCUGCAGAUGCGACUCGACGAGGCUGUGAGCGAGCAAGGGAAGUUGGAGGACCAAGCCCACGAAAAGGAUACCCGACUCGAGACUCUCAACGGUGAGAUUCGGGACCAGGCUCGCCGGAUACGGGACCUUGAGCAGCAGCAUGAACUGGAGCGCAAUGCGUUGCUCCAGGAGAAAGAGCAACAAGCCAGUCGAGAAGAGGAGUUGCAGGCGACCAUUCAGCGACUGAAAGAUUCGGUGGCGCAGAAGACAAGCUUCCGAAACCGAUCCUCGCCCGAUGUCGAUGGCCAGUUCGCUCCGUCAUCUCAUAUCGAGCGCAGCCCCUCCCGGAACAAUUCCAAUCUGCUGCUCCAAAAAGACAAGCUUAUCGAGUCGCUUCGUCUCGAGCUGGCUGAAUCGCAGAUUAAACUGGUGGAGAUGGAGAAUGCAGGCGGGGGUCGCCAGCGCGAGCUAGAGAAAGAGCUCUUGGAGGCUCGCAUGGCCAAUGCCCGUCUGAUGGAAGACAACGAAAGCUACCAACUUUUGCUGAGUGAAAAGACUCUGACGGGAGAUUUCACCAAGGGUGAUUUUAUGCAACACAUUCAUCCCGACAAGUCGUCAGGUGGAGGCCUGGGAUCCCUGGCCGAUGAACUGGAAUCCGUCGACGAGACUCCCGAAAACGAGCCGACCAGCAAAUUAGAAGCCGAGGUCAAAGCCUUGAGGGAUCAGAACAAGGCGUUGACUCUCUACAUUGAGCGCAUUAUCAGUCGUGUGCUGCAGCAUGAUGGCUUUGAGCAUGUUUUGGAUCGAAACGAGGAGGACUCUGGCUCCAAAGCCUCAAAGCUGGAUGAGAAGGAGUUGCCCCCAACGCCACCCGAGAAGGACGAUGCACCCUCGCAAUCUCUCUAUCAGCGUGCCAAAUCUGCUGUUGCCGGGCCUCCUCGCUCCCAGCCCCGAUCGCGCCCUAGCAGCAUGAUGCCGCCGCCAUCCUUACCAUCCACCAGUGCGAAUGAGAAUCCCGAUACGGCCCCGAGCAUCCCGAUCCGCGCCCAAUCCGUCCGCGCAAGCCACCGUCGAACUCGUUCGGAGCAAGUUGAUCCGAACGCGGCCUCGGUUGUUGGGCAAAUGUAUCGGGGUCGGAACUCUGGGGGGCCAUUGAGUCCUACGGCUGUAGGCCCUGGCUCGCGGCAGAGCAUGUUUUCCAGUGCGGCCAGUUACAUCUCCAGCCGAGCGCCCUCGAUGUCCAGCCAGCCCGACCGGGGGGGCCGCAGCAGCUCCCCGAGCAUCCUCAGUGACAUUCAUGGCGACAAUAACUCCACCGGUGCGACAUCAAGCCCGCCCCGUUCAAACAGCGGUAUGACCAACUACACCGGCGCUGUGAUGACGCAAAACAAGCUGCGCCCUCUGCGCUUGGUCAGCGAUGCUGCACGACUAGAAGAAGAAGAGGCAGCCCGCAAAAAGGCCAAUCGCGCGAGCUGGAUUCCGGGAUGGUUCAAUCGCCCUACCAGCGGAGAUGAGCAAGCGCAGUCUCCCUCCUAG
Molecule: messenger RNA, 1872 nt
Organism: Penicillium oxalicum
Lineage: Eukaryota; Fungi; Ascomycota; Eurotiomycetes; Eurotiales; Aspergillaceae
Exons: 2
Coding region: 1-1872 (623 amino acids)
Source: RefSeq, a predicted model, not a curated record